This is a messenger RNA of Cyphomyrmex costatus, 784 nucleotides long. RefSeq lists its product as uncharacterized. The record is from RefSeq and is a predicted model, not a curated record. The transcript has 3 exons. The coding region runs from base 71 to 655 and encodes 194 amino acids. NCBI's taxonomy places the organism in Eukaryota, Metazoa, Arthropoda, Insecta, Hymenoptera, Formicidae.
AUCAAUUUGUUGAAAUUACCAAGUGAUUUCUGAUUUCCUAAAUAAUAUAUUUCAAUAAUUUAUUAACAAAAUGUUCAAGCAACGCAAAAUGAAAUCCCAUAAAAAAAUGUCAAAAAAUCAUUACAGUGAAAUAGAAAUAGAAUCUAAUAACCUAUCCUCAUCAACUUCAAACGUCAAUAGCACUACGAAGACAAAAUGUAUGUUCCCAACCAUUUCAUCAAACAUAAAUUACAAACCAUCUAUAAUGGUUGAACAGCCACAAUUUAUCAUAAAGACGCCUAAAAAUGCAGCAAUACAUUUUGGAAAUUUUUAUGGUCUUUUGAAUGAUGUAGAAAAAGUAUAUUGCAAUAAUUAUUGCGAUAAUCAUCUUAUAAAAGAAAAAACAGCGAUGAUUAAAAGACCACACCGGUUAGAGUUUACUAGACAAAUGGUACAUAGAUUGGAAAAAGCAACUAACAUGGAAGAUUACACGCGACAAGUGUCGGUUCUUUUAAAGAAGACAGUAGAGCCACCCAACUUUAGAUUGAAUCAACUUCUAUCUAAAAAUUCAAUUCCUAACGGAACUCAAAGUUCUUCGGAUUAUCCACUCUGGUACAAGGAGCCUCAUAAACUAUCAUUAGUGUUCUCAAAUCCUAUCGCUAAACUUAAAACAUAAUAUUUGAAGAACCUGUUUCUCAAUUAAGGAUAUUUAUUAAUAUAGAAAGAUUUAUAAUAGCUGUAAUUAAAAAAUAUCAGCACAAAUGAAAUCAUAUUAUUUUUUAUGGAAUCGUUUAAAAUUUCUACG